AUUGAGUAUCAAGUUAAAUUUUUUAGCUGAGUAAUGUUUUUGAUUAAUGGGUCGGACAUUUAUUUGACUUUAUCCAUACAUGUAUUCAUUGAAGGUUUGAGUGAGGGAUCUGUCUGUACAUGAAUGGAUAUCUGUUUCUUUGUGUGAAACACUUUUUUCAUUUUUGUCACAGUUUUUUUCGAAAAAUAUCUAUCAACUGUUCCAAUUCAACAAUUCUCAAUUCAAAUGAAUUGUUCUUGUGUAAAUGUAAAGGAGAGAAUUUUAAUACACCUGUUAAUGUCACAUGGUAUAAAGGUAGUCGAGUGCUUGCUUCAGGGAAAGAAAUGGCUACAUUAACUAUUCCUCAGGUUGAUCGAUCUGACAAAGGACUGUAUCGAUGUGAAGUAAAGAGUCACGAGAAAGCUGAAGAUGAAAAAAGUGUUGAGUUGAUUAUCAACUAUAGACCUUCCAACAUUAGUUUGACUCUCCAAAGAGAAGGUCAUAAAGCAACGUUAAUCUGCACUGCUGAAGGCCGUCCACAACCAAACUUUGAAAUAUUUUCAAAGCGCUCUAAACUUGUCUAUAAAGGAUCCACCUACACAUUUGACAUCGUUAAAUCUUGUGAUUUUGGAAAUUAUACUUGUAAAGCGACAAACAUUUUAGGCAGUGCCAUAUCACAUGACAUACACGUGCAGACAAUUAAAGAUAACUUUAUAUAUGAAAAUCUCAACCACAAGCAUUGUUGAUUGUAAAACGGACUGGCUUGUUACCUCCAUCUCUGUUAUAUCUGGAAUUAUUUUUGGGAUUUUGUUUUGCUGUUUGAUAUUUUUAUGUUAUGGUCGACGAUGGUUAGUUAAGAAAAGUCAAAUGUCUCAGUCACAUGAUG
Messenger RNA from Xenia sp. Carnegie-2017, 865 nucleotides. Its product is annotated as opioid-binding protein/cell adhesion molecule-like. The record is from RefSeq and is a predicted model, not a curated record. The coding region runs from base 120 to 725 and encodes 201 amino acids. The transcript has 3 exons. NCBI's taxonomy places the organism in Eukaryota, Metazoa, Cnidaria, Anthozoa, Malacalcyonacea, Xeniidae.